Molecule: messenger RNA, 2924 nt
Organism: Glossina fuscipes
Lineage: Eukaryota; Metazoa; Arthropoda; Insecta; Diptera; Glossinidae
Gene: bur
Product: GMP synthase [glutamine-hydrolyzing]
Exons: 11
Coding region: 134-2236 (700 amino acids)
Biological process (GO): GMP biosynthetic process
Cellular component (GO): cytosol
Molecular function (GO): ATP binding; GMP synthase (glutamine-hydrolyzing) activity; GMP synthase activity
Source: RefSeq, a predicted model, not a curated record
CAGAUUUGUUUUUGUAGUUUUAAGUUCGAUUCAAGUUUCCUUUUACUUGGUUAUAAUUUCUUUUUUUACGGCACUUGUUUCGGUGAUAUUGGAGGCUGAGAAUUUAAGGUUGCUUUCGGUAUAUUUAUGUUGAAUGUUCCUCAGACUGUUCCUUAAAGUUCUACCGUGCUGUAACGAUAACGACAUGAGUACAACCAAUAAAUUUCUAUCAUCUGAAAACGGUUUGCGUUAUGACAAAGUGGCCAUUUUAGACGCUGGAGCUCAAUACGGAAAGGUUAUCGAUCGCAAAGUUCGUGAACUUUUGGUGGAAUCCGAUAUAUUACCUUUGGACACAUCUGCAUCUGCUAUACGAUCAAAUGGUUAUCGUGGCAUCAUUAUAUCCGGUGGCCCGAAUUCAGUAUAUGCCGAUGAUGCGCCCACCUAUGAUCCCGAUAUAUUUAAAUUGAAAAUACCAGUACUUGGGAUUUGUUAUGGUAUGCAAUUGAUUAAUAAAGAGUUCGGCGGUACGGUAUCAAGAAAAAAUACACGAGAAGAUGGCCAACAAAUUAUUGAAGUAGAAACGUCGUGUCCUUUAUUUAAUCGUCUUAGCCGCAAUCAAACCGUUCUAUUGACGCAUGCUGAUAGUGUGGAGCGCCUUGGGGAUAAAUUGAAAGUCGGUGGUCGUUCCUCGAACAAUAUUAUAACAGUAAUCUAUAAUGAAGUAAUGCGAAUAUACGGAGUACAAUUUCAUCCUGAAGUUGAUCUAACACCCUCGGGAAAACAAAUGUUAAAAAAUUUUUUAUGCGACAUAUGUGGUGUAACACCGAACUUCACCAUGGGCAGUCGCAAAGAAGAAUGCCUUAAGUAUAUUAAAGAUAAAGUGGGCAAAAAUAAAGUUCUGUUACUGGUGAGUGGUGGAGUUGAUUCAACAGUUUGUGCUGCCUUAUUGCGUCAUGCCUUGCAUCCCAGCCAAAUAAUUGCUGUACAUAUAGAUAAUGGUUUCAUGCGAAAAGAUGAGAGUGAAAAAGUCGAAAAAUCGUUGCGUGAUAUUGGUAUAGAUUUAAUAGUGCGCAAAGAAGUUUACACUUUCCUGAAGGGUACUACUCAAAUUAAAAGACCCGGGCAAUUUUCCAUUGUCGAAACUCCAAUGCUAUGCCAGACUAUUAACCCCGAAGAGAAACGCAAAAUUAUUGGUGACAUAUUUGUAAAAAUUACAAAGGAUAUAGUGGAAGACAUGAAAUUAAAACCCGAAGAGGUGUUAUUAGCUCAAGGCACUUUGAGACCAGAUCUUAUAGAAUCUGCCUCGAAUUUGGUUAGCACGAAUGCCGAGACAAUUAAGACACAUCACAAUGAUACAGAACUGAUAAGGGAAUUACGUAAUGCUGGUCGCGUAGUUGAGCCUUUAAGCGAUUUUCAUAAAGAUGAAGUAAGAGAGCUGGGUCAUGACUUAGGUAUACCACCCGAACUAGUCGAGCGGCAACCAUUCCCAGGACCCGGCUUAGCUAUACGUAUACUCUGCGCCGAAGAACCUUUUAUAGAAAAGGAUUAUUCAGAAACGCAGGUGAUCGCUCGUGUUAUAGUUGAUUAUAAAAAUAAAUUGGAAAAAAAUCACGCCUUAAUCAAUCGCGUUACCAGUGCUACAUCUGAAACUGAACAGCAUGAAUUAAUUCGUAUAUCACUAAAUUCACAAAUACAAGCGACUGUGCUGCCUAUACGAUCCGUGGGUGUUCAAGGUGACAAACGUACCUAUAGUUAUGUGGUGGGUUUAUCCAGUUCGCAUGAGCCGAACUGGGAUGAUAUGAUGUUUUUAGCAAAAUUAAUACCUCGUAUAUUACACAAUGUUAAUCGCGUUUGUUACAUUUUUGGCGAACCAGUUCAAUACCAAAUUACUGAUAUUACACAUACAACACUGAAUAAUUAUAUUAUUAAACAAUUAAGACAAGCGGAUGCCAUUGCUAAUGAGAUCUUAAGACAGGCGGGAUUGCAGCGUAAAAUCUCACAAAUGCCUGUUAUAUUGAUACCUGUGCAUUUCGACAGAGAUCCUACUAAUCGCACACCGUCCUGUAGUAGAUCGAUUGUUUUAAGACCUUUCAUAACCAGCGAUUUCAUGACCGGUGUGCCGGCCAUACCGGGAUCAUCGGAUCUGCCCCUACAUGUUUUGCGUAAUAUGGUACAAGAAAUUUCAAAACUGGAUGGCAUUUCUCGCGUGUUAUACGAUUUAACUUCAAAACCGCCCGGUACCACUGAAUGGGAAUGAUUAGAUCGUAUGAAUUUUGUCUACACCACAGCUAUAGCAGUGUUUACCGCUAUGUUUGCUGCUGCCACCGUCACCACUUCAUCCCCAUUUUAUACUCUACAGCAACAACAAAAACAGAUAACACAACAAUAUUUAACAAUAAAAUAACUUUGGAAUUUUUCCUUUUUUUUUUUUUUUUGUUUGAAAAUUGUAAAGAAAAAAGCAAAAGAAAUUAUACCAUUGUAAAUGUAAAAUGAUGCUGCUGGUCUAUAGAAUCUAGAAUAGAAAAAUGCAUGCCACAGCUUGGAUUAUGAAGAAAAUUGUAAUUCCAAUUUAUUGAUCUGUGUCCCAGGUUAGGUAUUGAAUAUGUGUAAAACUAUUUUUUUUUUAUUUAAUUAAAAAAAUAUUCAUAAAAAACAAGUAUAAAAGUACGGCUCGUGCAGGGGCUCUAUUGUUUUAGCGCUAAACAAAAACAACAGAAAAAAGGGAACAGUAAUCAAGAAUGGGGAACUCAAGAUUCCACAUACAAAGGCUAUAAAAGGAAUCUAUAGAGGAGAUAUACUUUUCGUCAAAAAUUAUUCCAAUCUUGAAUCAAAUGCAAGCGGAGAAUAAUUUAAUUUUCUUCCUAAAACGAAAAAAGAUAAGUAGGAAUAAGCCACAGUUUGUGAGCGUAACCUAAACCAAAAUUAAUAAGAAAAGAAAAAAAAAA